Ruditapes philippinarum (Manila clam) is the source of this 558-nucleotide messenger RNA. RefSeq names its product putative nuclease HARBI1. Lineage: Eukaryota; Metazoa; Mollusca; Bivalvia; Venerida; Veneridae. Bases 1 to 558 code for a protein of 185 amino acids. The transcript has a single exon. The record is from RefSeq and is a predicted model, not a curated record.
AUGCCUAACUUAGAGGUUCUAAAUAGGUACAGGCUUGACAAAGGUGGAAUAAGGUUUUUGGAGCAGUUAUUGUAUAACAAGAUUCAACCCCUGGCCAGGAGAAAUAACAGUUUGUCUGUCAGAGACAAGAUUUUGGUAACUCUGAGGUACUUGGCCACCGGACCCAUUCAGCUUAAUGAUGCUGACAUACAUGGUGUAAGUCAGCCUACAGUUAGCAGAGUUGUGACUGAGGUAGUCUCAGCUUUAAGCAGUCCAGACAUUGUUGGACAAUUUAUCAAAUUCCCUUGCACCAGAGAGGAACUGAUUAAAAAUCAACAAGAAUUUUAUGGCAUUGCCAAAUUCCCUAAAGUUGUAGGUGUGAUUGACGGCACACACAUAAGAAUACAGGCACCUGCAAAUAAUGAAGAGCUGUAUGUUAACCGGAAAGGCUUUCAUUCCUUGAAUGUUCAGCUAGCAUUUGAUCCCUUUGAUCAGAUCAUAGAUGUAGUGUGUAAAUGGCCUGGAUCUGUUCAUGACAGCAGGAUACUACAACAAAGUGGCUUAACAAACAAUAUUUGA